Hyalella azteca is the source of this 3173-nucleotide messenger RNA. RefSeq lists its product as uncharacterized. Gene Ontology annotation, molecular function: zinc ion binding. The transcript is spliced from 6 exons. The record is from RefSeq and is a predicted model, not a curated record. Bases 139 to 1683 code for a protein of 514 amino acids. NCBI's taxonomy places the organism in Eukaryota, Metazoa, Arthropoda, Malacostraca, Amphipoda, Hyalellidae.
GAUUAUCAAUAAUUCAUGAUGUACCAUCAAAGGUAAACUUGGAAGUUUGUAUAGAGGCAGUCUUUCUCCAACAGUGUAGUUUAAUUGAAUAUUAGGUAUUCAUUUGAUUAACAAAAUUAAUACUCCCCUGUAUUUGAAAUGGCCACUGCAUGUGAAGUUUGCAAUGAAGAUUUUGAUUCAAAAGACCACAAGCCGCUUUGCCUGACUUGUGGUCAUUCAUUUUGUUUCUCCUGCAUUUCAAGCUUACUUAAAAUUUCUGGAACCAAGUGCUGUCCUAAAUGCAGGAAGAAAAUUGAUAAGCCUGCUAAUGAAUUGUUGGUUAACUACAUGUUGAUUCCCUCAAAAAAUGAGGCAUGUAAAAGGAAACGAUCCACAGAAUCAGAGCGUCUCUGCUCUCAACAUGAGAGGCAUCUGGAUUACCUAUGUGUAAACUGCAUUGAACUUGUCUGUUUUACAUGCUCAAGAGGCUUACAUGGCAAACACAAAAUUGAGGUGUUAAAUGACCUCCAGAAUGCUGAUGUGGACUUGAAGGCCAAAAUACGGGCCUUACUGAUAGAAAAAAUUCAGCGACUGAAGAAAACUUCUCGGGUAUCUGGCGGUACUUUGACUUUGAUGGAUGAUAUCAUGGAUCUGAGGACUGAUGUGGCGAGAUGGGAUGGUUCUCUUCAUGACCAAAUAAUUUCAACCAGUCAAGAUCUCAAGGCUUGGGACGACUUGGCCUCCGGUGUUGGCAGAAAAAAUAGUGUCCAAUGUGAGGAAAUUCUACAUCGUCUGAAAUCAGAACCUUCAGGAAAUAUGUUACCUGAAAUCAAAAAGCUGCUGGAUUCUGCAACCCAGACUUGUAAUUUGCUGAAGGUACAAGACACUCAGCUUGAGCUUUUGACGAAUGGUACAUUGUGGCUCAUCACUGACCAUGCUGAUGGAGAGCGAGCUAUUGCAAGCUUGUUGCACAAGAGGAUGCCGAUGUACCUCAUGGUGAUAUCAACACACACGACACCCAUCUCAGGACUGCGAAAUAUUAUUGCUGGACUUGCCGCACAAAAUAUCGAAAACAUAUGCUUGUUGCCCAUGGCCUCAUUCUGGAGAACGUCAAAUAGCCCAAUGGAUGAAGAUAUAGGAACUAUUAUCACAGAAUUUGGAGACCAUCUCGCGUACCUGUAUGGCACUCCCGACCAAAUCCUGGCACACAGUAACAUUGGGAAGCGUGCGCCUGGCAGUGUUGGUGUUCGCCUUGCCAGCCUCAGGGACGUAGAGCGCUGUUCAGUACUUGUGGAACAAAUUGUUGACGUUUGCUGCCUCAGGGUAGUCCCGAGCAGCACUGGCCGCUACUUGGAUACGAUAAACGAGAAGAUCUGUCGUUGGCACUUCCCUGACCUCCGUGACAAUGACUUGGACUGGAUGUUUGAAAUUGUGUCGUGCAGCAUGACUAAUUACAACCCUUGCCCGAGCCUGGUGCUGCCGAGGGACAAUCUUACUCACGGCGGUGUUGAACGGCUCUUUGAGACCUUGAGCAAGUCUUAUGUCAGUCCCGUGUCGUCACAGAAGAUGACCAUAUACUGCGAGCCGCACUCCAAGCUCACGUGGCCAUCAACUAGUGAGAAAAUAAAAUGUGUUGAGUUGUCAACCAUCACCAUCCUACAAUGGAAAUCAGAACUGACGGGCAAAAAGUCGACUUGUCAAUGAAUGGUCUAAAGAAGCCAUCGUGGACCCGCCCUGGUCCAUGUACCGUGUAGAAUGGUUCUACCUGACCGUGGACUGCGGGGGGACGGUGGUGGAGAACCUGGCAGUGGAAUGCUGGGGGACGGUGAUAGAGGACCUGGCAGUGGACUGCUGGGGGAUGGUGAUGGAAGACCUGUCAGUGGACUACGACUGCAGGAGAUGUUGAGGGUUGUCUUGUCUGCACAUCACCUCAUCGGUCUUCCCCCGACUGUGAGGAUGUGUUCGCAGGAAUAAGUUGUCGUCGGCGGUCUGCACGAGGCUGCGGUGAAGCCCGGCGUCGUGUAUAACUCUGGACCAAGAGAGCUUUAUUCUUCAGUGGAAAUUCUUCGUUCAUUUUGAUGAAGUAGUUCGUUCGAGUUGAUCGGAAAAGUGUGGCUUUAAUCACGUUUAUUUAAUUACUUUUUUUUUAUUCAGAAGUGUUAUCAUAAUUCCCCUCUUGCUUGAAUAUUUUUUUAAUCCUCUUUUUUGUGUCAUGUUUGGUUUGGGCCAGGUCAGGCACGUCGCUGGGGCCGAACCUUUCUUGGUGAAGAUCUUUUCGUUGUUUGCUCGAGUGGAAUUCCUGUUUUUUCUUAACGUUGUAGUGGGCCAACGCAGGCAUAACUUGUGAGGUGGUAUCCUGCGUAACCUGGCCCCAUAUUUGUUUAGUUGUUAGUGUUUAACCUCCGCGAACCUUAUCCCCGUUCAAUACCUGUAGGUAAGUGGACACAAUAACGUUUAGAACUUCACCUUUCGAAAUUUCGUUUAAGGUCAUCGGAUGUUGAUGAGAGCCGAGAUACUUUUGUGAUGAAGACAUCGGUCGCUGAUGAAGGGGUAAAGCGUGUGUGGUGAAAACAAUAUCUGAUUUUGAUGAUGGCUCUUAAGCUUUUUGUGAGCAUGAGGACCUUGGGCAUUGAUGAGUUAAGUUGGGCUUUUGUGAAGUGAUUUUAGUUUGCCGUCAGAGGUUACUCCGUUAAUCUUUGUGCAAUUAGCGUGAAAAGGACUCGCCUUAAGUACUGGAGAAAUUCCAUUUGUUCAGUUUACAGAUUUUGUCUCGUAAUCAAUGGAUAAUUAAUUUUUGUUCAGAAGCAGGCAUCCCUUCUAUACAUUUUCUGGAAUAAAAAGUUGACCAAUAAUAGAUAAUCAUUCUUACUUGUGGUAGAGUUUAGUUCACUCUCAACAAAUGCUUAUCACAGUUUCUCGUUUAAUUUCUGCAAAAAUUAUGAAGGGUUACAUUUCAAUUGAUCAGGUAUUAAUAUUAAUAAGUUACAGCAACUUGUUAAUGUUCUUGAAAUCAUUUCUCAUCCAACCAGACUUUUGGCAAAUUUGAACUUGGUACGUCAAUCCUUUACUUUCAGUAAUUGUCUACUGGGCUCGCGUUACGGGGCUCCAGCGUAACAUGGAUUAAAGUUCAACUUUUGUGCCUUAAAAUCUUUUAUUUAUUUGAGCCUUUAAAUACAAUGGAUACUUAUUUCUGA